Molecule: messenger RNA, 2100 nt
Organism: Volvox carteri f. nagariensis
Lineage: Eukaryota; Viridiplantae; Chlorophyta; Chlorophyceae; Chlamydomonadales; Volvocaceae
Exons: 6
Coding region: 1-2100 (699 amino acids)
Source: RefSeq, a predicted model, not a curated record
AUGGCAGCCCUGACCGCCGACCUGAACAUUACUAAAUGUGUUAGCAAAGAUGGAAAGUUGGCUCGACGCAGCAUGGGCUUCUGGUGUCAGUUCAAUUGCUGGUAUCGCACGUUUUGGGAAGCUGAAGGGCGGCGACCUACUGUGAUCGAGGUGAAGAGGACACACAGCAAAUGCUUGCGAUCUCUUGAACAGGUUCGAAGUUAUUUUCGGCAAUACCGGGCAGCGAGAAAGGAUGACCCUGGGGCGGAUGGGGCUUCCUUCCGAGGAGCAAAGCUCCGCCGAUCCUCGACCGAAUUGGACACCGUCGCUGGCUCCCAGGUUUGCAGCCAAAGCCUUGAGCACGUGGGCUUUCUGCGCGAUCCCGGGGCUGCCGAAUGCCUCUCCGUCCUCGCGACCGGUACAAACACAUUGGGUGUGGCGCUUGCAAAUGGCGGCAUUGGGCAGGGCUUCGUUGGCGACUCAACACGCACAAUUUCCACAGGGGCGACUCCUAGAGGUUCCGGCCAAACCAGCGUCAGCGGCACCAUCACAACGCGAUCUGCUGUACAUUCAGCAAGCAACAACAGCGCAGCGGCGGGUAGGGCUCCGCCGUUCUUCGCCGUACAAUCCACGCCCCGGGGAGCGAACUGCCCGCCCGUCCAGGGUCCUUCACGUGGCGCCACUGGUGUCUGGCUCCACGGCUUGUCUGAUGCUCCGGUGCCAGGUAGUCAGCAGCAAGCUGGGAGCUCGUGGCAGCCUGCAUCGGUGUCGAUCCAGCCGAUCCGGCAGCACCCUUCUCGCCCACCUGCCCUUCCACCAUCGGGAUGCAGAGGUUGCACCUCCUCCGCCUUGCCGCCAAGCAUCCUGCUGUCCAGCUCGUCAGAUGCUCUGGGCAGCCCAGCGCAGGGCGCAGGCCAGCCACCCCGGCCACCGGCGAUGGCUUUGCCACAACUGCGCUCGGUCCCUGGUCUGCCGCUUAACGUCCGAUUCUCCGCGGCGUCUGUGCCGGGAGGCCACUUUCCAUGUCAGCUGGAACAGGCAGAAGCAAGGGAGGUGGGAAUGACACCCCUUGACGUUGCGACUGGGCAUGCAGCAUCGGCAGCGCCGUGUGGGCUGGACUCAACCAUGCAGGGGCAGCCGAAGCGCGCAGUUAUCACCGGGCAAGAACCGAUACUCCAUUUCGCCACGGCUGCCGUCUGCUUAAAGGAGAAACCACAGGAUAUGCCCCUAGCAACAGCCACGACCCGAGGAGCAGCAACCGUACCAGCUCCAGCAGCCACCGUAUCAGCUCCACCAGUAGCUGCUUACCCUCAUCCCCACUACCAUCACCACCAUCACCAUCCAAUGACGCACUUGGGGUACGAUUCUGUGUACGGUCACCCAGCAUACAUGGACCCGUACGCGUACUCCUACGCUAUGCAUGACCCCAACAUGGGCUACUGGAGAAUGUAUCCAUACUGCUAUACAAUCCCCCCCCAUCCAGCGCACGUUCUCUACCCGGAGGUGCUACCGCACGUCACGGACUAUCGGGACCCAUGCUACGGAGCAAUGCCGAUGCUGGUCACGCAGCAGUGCACGCAGCUGGACGCAGCUGAGAUGCCUCAGCCGGAAUCACAUCACCUGCAGAUACAAGCGCGGGCGGCGUCUGCUGCAACGGUGCACCAUGGGGGUGUAACACUGGAUAGAGUGGAGGCAAGCAGGAAUGCGUUCGAGUUGGCAAGGUGCGCUGCUGUGCAUUCGCCUCAGCAGCUCAACGCCCUGACACCGGCCAAUGUGGACAAUUUAAGUGCAGGUGAUGGUAUGGACGCACGGGCCUGCAGUGCGGUUCCCUCCGGAUUGCAGCAGCCGCUGUCACCUUAUCUGGUGCACGGACCGUUCCAGGGCAUUGGUGCUGGGCAUUAUCAGCCGGGGCUAGCUUCAGUAGUAAGCCCAGCAGCAGGUGCAGCAGCACUUUCCGUGCAGCGCAAGCAGCAGUUUGCGGAACUUCCUUUGGGGACGCCGGCUUCAAGGGAGAGCAGCGGGAUGGACAUCUUUGCAGGUGUUGUUACGCCGAGUACGUCAGCCCUGCUCUCAGAGCUCAAUAUGCUGUUGACGGACGGCGUUUGUGACUGCAGCCUGUGA